Haliotis rufescens (red abalone) is the source of this 2581-nucleotide messenger RNA. RefSeq lists its product as uncharacterized. Bases 591 to 2141 code for a protein of 516 amino acids. Lineage: Eukaryota; Metazoa; Mollusca; Gastropoda; Lepetellida; Haliotidae. The record is from RefSeq and is a predicted model, not a curated record. The transcript has 2 exons.
CCGCUUUGUGUCGAGAAACCCGGUGACAACGUGUUGACGUCGCACUGCUGUUUUGUUGUUUCUGGAGAGUAUUUACUGUGGGGAGUGAUCCUUGUCCCCAGCCCCCUGCCCCUCCAACCGCCCCUCCCCCGCCCCUUCUGUCAAUAUUAGUCAGCUUUAGUCAAGUCCGUGGCGGCCAGCCGCACUAGAGAUCACGUGCAUACUGGGUAUGUUGAUCGAUGCCGACAGCAGAAGGUGAGGCGGUAGUGGUACCGGUGUGUUGCAGCGGAGGGAUACUGAUGGUGAUGCCAGCUUCACUAUGGACGGUAGCAUCGCAGGCCUUUACUCGGAUCACCGCUACUCCAGGAAAAAACAACAGCGGAUUACCAGUUCUAUAAUGUGUGACGUUGGGUGUACUUUUCGCAUCGUUAGAACAAUGCACAGGUGGAUAUGAGUGACAUUCAAAGACCGGAAGUGACGUGGUGGCAAGUCACGUGGGACGGCCGUGGAGUGCCCGGCGAAGACAUGUGGACGGAAAUGUGGACAAAGUAUCUUAUUCCAUGAAGAGGUCAUUGUGACCUUCUCGUGUGUAAGCACGUUCAGCGCCAACAAUGUUUGUGCCGCACGCGAGAGUUCGCCUCACUGGCGUCCCCGCACCCGGGCGCCGGAGACGUGGCGCUGCCAGGAGGCAAAGGGCAGCUAGGCGGAAGUUGAAACUAAAGGAGCAUCUACGCAUGCCUUGUCUCUUGCCAACUUGUGCUUCCUGUCUUUUCGGCUUGGUGGUGUUACUAGGUGGCGCUGCCAUGUCACUGGUGGGUUACCACCCUAUGUUUGCAGAUGGACACGAUCCCCGUGGUAAUCACACAGUGACCACGACAGAGGGCAGUGUGACAUUGAGGUACACCAUGUAUCGACAUCCAGGCAUCAAGGCUCUAUCAUAUCUGGGUCCUAUAUUCAUGGGAUGCGGAUUAUUCAUUAUGAUAAUUGCAGGUGUUCUCUAUUGUGAAAUAAUUGAUAAAUAUGUAAAUAUUGAACAAGAAAAAACAUUGAAAUUACCCAAAGAGGAAUUAUAUGAGAUAAUCAUAAACGAGCUGAGGAAGAAUUAUUUUCGGGGUAUAGAAGUUCCGUUGCCAAAUAUUAAUGGUGAACGCCCGCGGAGUAAUUCAAUAAAGAAGACGUUGUUUAAAGCGCUAAGCAUCAGCACACCCGCUUUACUGCUGACUCCGGAGAUCAGCCGUCGGUGGCAGAAGAGGACUAACAUGCUGUCCCGCAAAUACCAGGAGGAAGUGCAGGAGAAGAUCAAGUUAAAACUAUUUCCGACUGGGGAUACGUGGGUCAAGACUUCCUCGCUGCCCAACAUUACACCGAAGGAAGAGUCAGUGAAGCAGGAGGCUCCGUGUGAUGAUGUUGUGUCUGCAAAAUACCUGGAGACAAAGCGGAUCUCUAGGAGUUGUGGAAAUGUGACCGAUAUAUUCUCAGAAACUGCGGAUAAUUCUCAUUUGUCUUCAUCAUGCUUCGACAACCCCGCGUACAUCCCCGACAUGGAUAAAACUAAAGUCAUUGCUUUGGUAAGAGAACACUGCAAACAGCUCGUUAGGUCAACCGAGAGUAAGUGCAGUGUUCGAUGGAAGGAUGAGCGCGGAAGUGACGUCAAUAUACGUGCGCGGCAUCCCUUAGCAACUAAGGAGGAAUUACGUUUGUUUGAUUCUGUUGAUGAAGGCAGUAGGUUGUGUGUCGGAUCUACCCCGUCGCUGAAAGAGGUGCAGAACCAUCCACUACAGUCGUCGUCGUUGGAGUGUGAUGAGUUGAACGGAGACUCGGACGUUGAGGUUGGCCGAGCAAAUUGCAUUACUAAGCACGUGUCUGUGAUAAUACAUAAAGCCUCCGUACAUCAACCAGAUGACAGGAAUGACGUCACUAAUAUGCAAAGGAAUUCUGGGAAAUCUUAUUUCAGCGAUAGUGACCGAAGGUCUGGUAAUGACCAGCUUGAAGUGAACUGGUCCGACAGGAGUAGCAGUGGGAUUGGCGAGGGGGGGCACUUCCGGCCGCCCAACUCACCUAAUCACUCGAUACUUCCGGUGGAGGACGAAGCAGACUCCGAUUCCUUUUCUCUCUCUAAUGUCCUGCACCACGUCGAUAUGUCUCGAGUCACGCAUCUAUAACGUUGUACAUAUGUUACCUUGAAGUCAUUAUGUUUUACCAUUUUCUCCGAACACAUAUCAAUCACCAGGAACUGUGAUGUACACGUCUCUCCAAGGCAGCAGGGCGACCAAUAUUAACAUAUGUACAUAGCAGCACGUUUUAUAUUGUUCUGUAUGUAUUUUCACGUGUCCUUGGAGCUUCUUCAGCAUCGGAUCACAGAUCCAGUUUGAAUUUAGUUUCAAAUAAUUGUUUAAAAGAAACCAGGAAACCAAGCAGUGAGUGAGUGAGUGAGAAGGAUUUACGCCGGUUUUAGCAAUAUUCCAGCAAUAGACACCGAGAAUAGGCUUCACACACUGUAUUCUGGUCUACGGUUUAUCGAUAGAACACUUUAAUGAGUGAGUAUGAUUUUACGCCAUAUUUAGCAAUAUUCCAGCAAUAUCACGGCGGGGGACACCGGAAA